Messenger RNA from Labrus mixtus (cuckoo wrasse), 3463 nucleotides. It is a transcript of the gene ift80, whose product is annotated as intraflagellar transport 80 homolog (Chlamydomonas). The transcript is spliced from 20 exons. Bases 593 to 2926 code for a protein of 777 amino acids. The record is from RefSeq and is a predicted model, not a curated record. Gene Ontology annotation, cellular component: cilium; intraciliary transport particle B; centrosome. Gene Ontology annotation, molecular function: protein binding. NCBI's taxonomy places the organism in Eukaryota, Metazoa, Chordata, Actinopteri, Labriformes, Labridae. Gene Ontology annotation, biological process: cilium assembly.
AUCCACCUCGGGGAUUAGUGAACAAACUAUGAAAUUAUGUUUAAUGAAUCACUUAAUAAUGUUGGUGUUAAAUGAUUUAAAUGAGUCGUAUUAAAACCCUUUAUAAAAAAAAAAAAAUGUCAUACUAUGCUUGAAAAAUGGGUCGAAAUAUCCGUUUUUGAAGGAAGCGAGAUUUGGGACCCUCGCGAGAACUCAGAUUUGAAGCGACUCUGCUUGUGACCCAGAUAAAAUGGCUAACCGAGGUUAGCUUUAAUAACGUGAAGUAAAGUGCAGAAUUGUGAUACCAAAUGUUUACUCUGAGCUUUUUGUUUGGCGGCUCUUCUAUCUGUGCCGGAGCAAACGAAACGCAGAAGUGCCCUCGGUCAUGUCAGACAGCAUCUGGCGACAGAACGACGCGUGUUUCAACCAGAAAUAACAAGGAAACGUUAGCAUUAAGUCACAGGCAGGACUCUGGAGACGUCUGAGGAGUCACGUUAGCAACAACAACAGGUACCUUAGCAACUGCAAACGCUUCUAUUAUUCAACAGCCUCCGGAGCAUGCCGUCUGUUGAAUCACCUUCUGGACGGGGAGACAGCAGCCAAAAAUAUCAUCAUGAGAUUGAAAACAUCGCUGCUACAGGAACCUAAACAUAAGGAACUUGUUAGUUGCGUUGGCUGGACCACAGCAGAUGAGCUGUACUCAUGUAGUGAAGACCACCAGAUUCUGAAAUGGAACCUGUUGACUAGUGAGACCAGUCUGGUUGUCAAAUUGCCAGAGGAUAUCUACCCAAUUGACCUUCACUGGUUCCCCAAAACCGUUGGUGGCAAGAAACAGAACCAGACUGAGAUCUUUGUCCUUACCAGCACUGAUGGGAAGUUCCACCUGACCUCCAAGAUAGGGCGCAUUGAGAAAAGUGUCGAAUCACACAAAGGAGCUGUUUUGGCAGGAAGAUGGAACUAUGACGGGACCGCUCUAAUCACAGCUGGAGAAGAUGGACAUAUCAAGAUCUGGUCAAAAAGUGGGAUGCUGCGCUCAACACUGGCCAGCCAAGGGUCUCCUGUGUAUUCUGUGUCCUGGGGUCCGGACUCGGACAGAAUCCUCUACACGUCAGGAAGACAGCUGAUCAUCAAGCCUCUGCAGCCUAGCGCCAAAGUCAUACAGUGGAAGGCCCAUGACGGGAUCAUUCUAAAGGUUGACUGGAAUUCCGUCAAUGACCUCAUACUGUCAGGUGGAGAGGACUGCAAGUAUAAGGUUUGGGACAGUUACGGCCGUCUGCUUUACUCUUCGUCGUCACAUGACUACCCGAUCACGUCUUUGUCCUGGGCACCGGAUGGAGAGGUGUUUGCUGUGGGCUCCUAUAACACCCUGCGGCUCUGUGACAAGACUGGAUGGUCCUAUGCAUUGGAGAAGCCAAACACCGGCAGUGUGUUCAGCUUAGCCUGGUCUGCAGACGGCACCCAGCUGGCUGGAGCCUGCGGCAACGGGCACGUCAUCUUUGCCCAUGUGGUGGAGCAGCAUUGGGAGUGGAAGAACUUUGUUAUCACCCUUACCAAGAGGAGAACCAUGCAGGUGAGGAAUGUGAUGAAUGAUGCAGUGGACGUAUUGGAGUUCAGAGAUCGAGUCAUCAAAGCCUCUUUGGCUUUUGGUCACCUAGUUGUCGCUACAUCUCUCCAGUGUUAUGUCUACAACUCAAGAAACUGGAAUACUCCCCUCAUCUUUGACUUGAAGGAGGGAACAGUUAGCCUCAUCCUGCAAGCAGAGAAACAUUUCCUGCUGGUGGAUGGUGCGGGGUUGUAUACGUUUUCCUAUGAAGGUAGGCUGGUCUCUUCGCCCAAGUUCCCUGGUAUGAGAGCCGACAUCCUCAAUGCCCAGAGUGUCUCGCUUAGUAACGACACCAUCGCCAUCCGAGACAAGAGCGAUGAAAAAGUCAUCCUUCUUUUUGACGUCCUCACCGGGAAAGCCCUUGGCGAUGGCAAGUCCUUGUCUCAUAAGCUGGAGGUGGUGGAGGUAGCUCUGGACCAGUGUGGCCCUUCCAAUGAACGGAAAAUUGCACUGGUAGACAAGAACCGGGACCUUUACUUGACCUCUGUGCGUCAUCUCGGGCGAGAACCCAAAAUCUGCAAGAUUGGCAACAUGGUUCACAGUAUGGCAUGGAAUGAUGCUGCUAACAUCCUGUGUGGAGUCCAAGACAACCAGCUAUCAGUGUGGUACUACCCGAGUGCUGUCUUCACUGACAAGGAACUGCUGCCAAAAUCUCUGUACAUAAAGGAUGGCAGUGAGUUCAGCUGUGCACCCCACGUUCUGAGCUAUGUUGGCGCCAAGGUGACGUUACGCCAGGGAGACGGUUCACUGGUUUACAGCAGUGUACCUCCAUAUCCAGCCCUCCUGCAUGAAUAUAGCAGCUCUGCACGCUGGGAGGACGCACUGCGCCUUUGUCGAUUUGCCAAGGAACCAUCUUUGUGGGCAUGUCUCGCUGGUAUGGCAAUGUCAAACAGGGAGCUGAAGACUGCUAAGGUGGCUUAUGCUGCUAUUGGAGAGUUGCCCAAAGUUCAGUACAUCAACUUUAUAGAGGAGCUGCCGUCUAAGGAGUCCGCUUUGGCCCACAUGCUGAUGUUCAGCGGUCAGGUCCAGGAGGCCGAGGCCACUCUGUUGCAAGCUGGUCUCAUCUACCAGACCAUAAGGGUCAACAUCGACCUCUUCAACUGGGAGAGGGCAUUGGAGCUGGCAGUCAAACACAAGACUCAUGUGGACACCGUGCUGGCUUAUAGGCAGAAGUUUCUGCAGAAAUUUGGCAGAAAGGAGACCAAUAAGAGAUUCCUGCAGUACGCUGAAGGAGUCGAGGUGGACUGGGAGAAGAUCCAGGCAAAGAUAGAGAUGGAGUUGGCUAAAGAGAGAGAGAAAGCUGCUAAUGCGUCUGUGAGGAGCAGCGUGGCCUCGCGGCGUUAAUGUUCAGGGACUUUUCUCCAAAACGGCAGCUUUAAAGGAGUGGACCCAUGUGUUUAUGACAUUUGGUGACUGUUGGCGGUGGAUUGAUUCUGCCUCAUUGAAAAAGAAGAUUGUCUGUGCUUAAGAAACAAGCUCCACCAGAAGCUCCAACUACAUAACUUUAGGGGACAUUUGGAGAUGUGAAGAAACUGUUACACUACAUCCUGCUGCAUACGCUGAGUAAUGUAAAACCAAGACACUAACAUUUUUACAUUCUGUUACUGUGAUUGGAUGAUUGGACUUCUGAGUAUUUUUAUAUCUCAGCAACAACACCAUAAUGGCCUUUCUGUCAUAUCAGCUCCUUAGUGGUUUCAGUGUGUCCAUUUUUGUAGUUGUUAUCCUUUUUCCAUUUUGAAAAUGAACUUGUUCAGGUACACACAAACGUAUUGUUUUGACUUUGAGUUUUUAUAUGUCUAGAUAUUUUUACAGAUUCUAUAUUUAAUAUUUUGCCUCCUGUAACUGAUGAGUAAUUAAAAAAAAAAAGAUGGAAACACUGUA